AUGUGCUCAACUCCGGAUUUGGAUCAGAUAUCAACGCCAGUUAUGCCAGCCGCAUUAGACUGUGUGACGCGGAAGCCGCAGCAGGCGGAGGUGUUCUCUGCACCCUCAGGCCUCUCCCAAGCCUCUCUCCUCCACCAGAUCAUCGCCGUCGGCAGCGACCUUGUCUCUACCUAUUCAAACCGCGGCUGGUGGCCGCGGCACCAGCGCCAGAACGCCCGUUCCCUACUUCGGCGGAUUCAAAUCCUUCUCACACUUUUCGAAUUCCUCCUCGAGUCCCGUCAAACGCUCCCGCCCUUAGCAAAUCUGUGCUUAAAGGAAUUUUACGUCAUCGUCCACCGCGCUAGGUUUCUGCUUAAUUACUUCUUUCAAUCAAGCCGUCUUUGGGUGCUCCUCCGCAAUCAGAUGAUCUCCUGCCAGUUUCAUGAACUCGGGCAUGAUAUCUCCACCUUGCUCGACGUUCUUCCCCUGAACGAGCUCGGCCUUACUGCCGACGUAAGGGAACACAUCGAGCUCCUUCAGCAGCAGGUUGGGAGUGCUGUGUUACGCUACGAUUCUAGAGACGAAGAGCUCCGGAAUAAAGUCCUCUCCUUUUUAAAUGAAUUCGAGGAACAGCGACAGCCGGAUACGGCUGACUUAAAAACCACAUUUUUAGACCGGGUUGGGAUUCAGGACGCCAUGGGUUUCGAGUCUGAGAUCAAAUUCUUAGAGGAUAAAAUCUACAAUAAUCGCGAGUCCUACGCCGAGACGGCGUCGGACUGGGCCACCCUUUCCGGCGUCGUCGCCGUAGCUCGCUAUUCCAAAUUUCUACUUUUUGGUAUACAUGAAACAGUAGAAGGCAAGCAGAAAUACCGGAACAAUCCUGCACCAAAUUCCAUAUCGGUCCCAAGCGAUUUCUGCUGCCCGAUUUCACUCGAGCUAAUGUUGGAUCCUGUGGUAGUCUCCACCGGUCAGACCUACGACCGCAGCUCAAUAGCUCAGUGGAUGGCCAGCGGCCACAAGACUUGCCCCAACUCCGGCCAGAGCCUCGUCAACACCGACCUCAUUCCUAACCGAGCUUUGCGCAGCUUAACUUCCCACUGGUGCGCAGUGAAUAGCGUCCCUUGUCGUUCCGUACAAGGGAGCAGUGGCUGUGCAACCACCCUCGUUGCCGCUAAAGCGACGGUUGAGGCCACCCGCGCUAUUACGCAAAUCCUUAUACAGCAUUUAUCCACCGGAGAUUUGGAUUCGAAGAAGACCGCUGCGGGGGAAAUCCGGUCGCUCGCCAAAAUUGCGAAGGAAAACAGAAUAAUUUUUGCAGAAGAAGGUGCAAUCCCUCAGCUCUCGCUUCUCCUCCAUUCCCAGAACCCAAUUGCUCAGGAAAACGCCGUCACUGCCCUGCUCAAUCUCUCAAUCCACGACACGAACAGGCGGAAGAUUAUAAACCAAGAGGGUUGCUUGACCUCAAUUGUAACUGUUUUACGUCGCGGGCUGACGCCAGAAUCAAGAGAAAACGCGGCGGCAGCGAUCUUCAGCCUCUCUACUUUGCACGAUAGCAAGAAACUUAUCGUGGACGAGGCGGGCGGCGCUGAAGCCCUUGCUUGGAUGCUGAGAAACGGAAGCACGACGGGAAAAAAGCAUGCUGUGAUGGCUCUGUUCAACCUGUCAAUGCACCCGGAGAGUUGGGAGCGGAUGGUGGAUUCAAACGCAGUGGAGGCGCUCGUGGGUGCGCUUCAGGAUGAGAUAGUGGCCGAGGCGGCAGCGGGGGCUUUAGCGCUUCUCGUGCGGCGCUCAAUCGUGGCAGGGUUACUAGGUUGGGAGGAGAAAGCCGUUAUGGGUCUUGCGGGGGUGAUGAGAACGGGGAGUUCAGUGGGGAGGCAAAAUGCAACGGCCGCCUUGCAUGAGAUACGGAGGAGAGGUGGGACGGUAGUGGGGAAGAGGGUGGCGGGUGUGUCGGAAGUGUCGGCGUUGGUGCCAACGGUGCCGCUUGAUGGAACAAAGAGGUCAAGGAUGAAGGCGCGAAAGGUGGUAACGCCGCCCCGACGCCGACGACAAUGGCUGUAG
This is a messenger RNA of Dendrobium catenatum, 2040 nucleotides long. Its product is annotated as U-box domain-containing protein 17-like. The coding region runs from base 1 to 2040 and encodes 679 amino acids. The record is from RefSeq and is a predicted model, not a curated record. Gene Ontology annotation, biological process: protein ubiquitination. Gene Ontology annotation, cellular component: cytoplasm; nucleus. Gene Ontology annotation, molecular function: protein binding; ubiquitin-protein transferase activity. The transcript has a single exon. NCBI's taxonomy places the organism in Eukaryota, Viridiplantae, Streptophyta, Magnoliopsida, Asparagales, Orchidaceae.